CUCCCCGGGCAGCCCAUCGCCUCCGGCGGUAGCUCCUGCACGGCAGCGAUGCAGCCCCCGGAGCCGGCUCGGGCCGGAGGAGGCCCUUCCUACGGCACCUGGUGGCCCAACUCCAGUGCCAGCCACAUCCUGAGGGAGAACUACACCUUCCUGGCAUACUACCAGCAUUCCUCCCCCGUGGCCCUCAUGUUCAUCCUGGCCUACACCUUCAUCUUCCUCAUGUGCGUGAUCGGCAACGUCCUGGUGUGCUUCGUCGUGGUGAAGAACCGCCAGAUGCGCACGGUCACCAACAUGUUCCUCCUCAACCUGGCCAUCAGUGACCUGCUGGUGGGCAUCUUCUGCAUGCCCACCACCCUGGUGGACAACCUCAUCACAGGUUGGCCCUUUGACAACACCAUGUGCAAAAUGAGUGGUCUGGUGCAGGGCAUGUCGGUCUCCGCCUCCGUUUUCACGCUGGUCGCCAUCGCUGUGGAGAGGUUUCGCUGCAUUGUCCACCCCUUCCGGCAGAAGCUGACGCUGAGGAAAGCCCUGCUGACCAUCGCCAUCAUCUGGGUGCUGGCCCUGCUCAUCAUGUGCCCUGCUGCCGUCACCCUGACUGUCACCAGGGAGGAGCACCACUUCAUGGUGGACACCUACAACAACUCCUACCCUCUCUACUCCUGUUGGGAGGCCUGGCCCGAGACGGAGAUGAGGAGGAUCUACACCAUCGUCCUCUUCUCCCACAUCUACGUGGCUCCCCUCGCCCUCAUCAUCAUCAUGUACGCCCGCAUCGCCUUCAAGCUCUUCAAGUCGGUGGCGCCUGCCCACGGCGGAGAGGAGCCGGAGGGCAGGAGGAUCUCCCGGAGGAAGGCCAAGGUCAUCAACAUGCUCAUCAUAGUUGCCCUCUUCUUCACCAUCUCCUGGCUGCCCCUCUGGACGCUGAUGCUGCUGACGGACUAUGGGCGGCUGAGCGAGGGCCAGCUCCGCCUGCUCGCCGUCUACAUCUACCCGUUCGCCCACUGGUUGGCCUUCUUCAACAGCAGUGCCAACCCCAUCAUCUACGGCUACUUCAAUGAGAACUUCCGGAGGGGCUUCCAGGAGGUCUUCAGGGCCCCCCUCUGCUCGCUCCGCUGCCAGCGCAGGCCCUACGCCCCCCAGAGCCACGGCCGCGGGACCCUCUUCGGCACCCGCAACCGCAUCUUCACCCAGGCGCGAAACAGCGACUCGCCGGCCGUGUCCGAGUCGGGGCCGCUGGCCCCGCGCCGCACUGGUGUCCCAGCGUGGGACAGCUAAGGAGCCGUGGUCACCAAACCACUCUGGACCAAGGGCUUGGAGGGUGGGGAGUGGGGAUUUGCCCUGUCGUGGCCAUGAGACAUCAAAAUAAAGGUGUGUCCUACUGAU
Messenger RNA from Cyanistes caeruleus (blue tit), 1380 nucleotides. RefSeq names its product neuropeptide FF receptor 1 (gene NPFFR1). Gene Ontology annotation, molecular function: neuropeptide receptor activity; peptide binding. Gene Ontology annotation, biological process: cellular response to hormone stimulus; G protein-coupled receptor signaling pathway. The record is from RefSeq and is a predicted model, not a curated record. Lineage: Eukaryota; Metazoa; Chordata; Aves; Passeriformes; Paridae. Gene Ontology annotation, cellular component: plasma membrane.